GAUUUUAGAUAAUGGGCUGUGUGCAAUGUAAGGAUAAAGAAGCAACCAAACUGACUGACGAGAGGGAUGGCAGUUUAACUCAAAGCUCAGGCUACCGCUAUGGGACAGAUCCCACUCCGCAGCACUAUCCGAGCUUUGGUGUGACUUCAAUACCAAACUACAACAAUUUCCAUGCCACAGGAGGCCAAGGACUGACUGUGUUUGGUGGAGUCAAUUCCUCCUCUCAUACAGGGACGUUGCGUACAAGAGGAGGAACAGGUGUAACUCUUUUUGUGGCGCUUUAUGACUAUGAAGCAAGAACAGAAGAUGACUUAAGUUUUCACAAAGGAGAAAAAUUCCAAAUACUUAACAGCUCGGAAGGAGACUGGUGGGAGGCCCGGUCCUUGACAACAGGCGAAACUGGUUACAUUCCCAGUAAUUAUGUGGCUCCAGUCGAUUCCAUCCAAGCAGAGGAGUGGUACUUCGGCAAACUUGGCCGAAAAGAUGCCGAGAGGCAGCUGUUGUCAUUUGGAAACCCCAGAGGUACCUUCCUGAUCCGGGAAAGCGAAACUACCAAAGGUGCCUAUUCCCUGUCUAUUCGAGACUGGGAUGAUAUGAAAGGAGAUCAUGUCAAACAUUAUAAGAUUCGUAAACUUGACAAUGGUGGAUAUUAUAUCACAACUCGGGCACAAUUUGAAACUCUUCAGCAGCUGGUUCAGCAUUAUUCAGAGAAAGCUGAUGGUUUGUGUUUUAACUUAACUGUGAUUGCUACGAAUAAUACCCCACAAACUGUUGGAUUGGCUAAAGAUGCAUGGGAAGUUGCACGUGAUUCAUUAUUUCUGGAACAGAAGCUUGGUCAGGGGUGUUUCGCUGAAGUGUGGCGUGGUACGUGGAAUGGAAAUACUAAAGUGGCUAUCAAGACCCUGAAGCCUGGCACUAUGUCUCCAGAAUCCUUCUUAGAGGAAGCCCAAAUCAUGAAGAAGCUAAAACAUGACAAACUGGUCCAACUUUACGCUGUGGUAUCUGAAGAACCUAUCUAUAUUGUCACGGAGUACAUGAGCAAAGGGAGCUUGUUAGAUUUCUUAAAAGAUGGAGAAGGAAGAGCUUUGAAGUUACCGAAUUUGGUGGACAUGGCGGCCCAGGUGGCUGCAGGAAUGGCGUACAUCGAGCGAAUGAAUUACAUCCACAGAGAUCUGCGGUCGGCAAACAUUCUGGUGGGGAAUGGCCUAAUAUGCAAGAUAGCCGACUUCGGAUUGGCAAGACUGAUUGAAGACAAUGAAUAUACGGCCAGACAAGGUGCAAAGUUUCCCAUUAAAUGGACUGCGCCAGAAGCAGCAUUGUAUGGGAGGUUCACAAUAAAGUCGGAUGUAUGGUCUUUUGGGAUCCUACUGACAGAGCUGGUAACAAAAGGGAGAGUGCCAUAUCCAGGUAAGAAAACAGUCUGA
Molecule: messenger RNA, 1424 nt
Organism: Eurypyga helias (sunbittern)
Lineage: Eukaryota; Metazoa; Chordata; Aves; Eurypygiformes; Eurypygidae
Gene: FYN
Product: FYN proto-oncogene, Src family tyrosine kinase
Exons: 10
Coding region: 12-1424 (470 amino acids)
Biological process (GO): cell differentiation; cell surface receptor protein tyrosine kinase signaling pathway; protein phosphorylation
Cellular component (GO): extrinsic component of cytoplasmic side of plasma membrane
Molecular function (GO): ATP binding; signaling receptor binding; non-membrane spanning protein tyrosine kinase activity
Source: RefSeq, a predicted model, not a curated record